Messenger RNA from Myripristis murdjan (pinecone soldierfish), 2940 nucleotides. It is a transcript of the gene sdcbp2, whose product is annotated as syndecan binding protein (syntenin) 2. Bases 177 to 1085 code for a protein of 302 amino acids. The record is from RefSeq and is a predicted model, not a curated record. Gene Ontology annotation, cellular component: plasma membrane; cytoplasm. The transcript is spliced from 9 exons. Lineage: Eukaryota; Metazoa; Chordata; Actinopteri; Holocentriformes; Holocentridae. Gene Ontology annotation, molecular function: protein binding.
GGAAGCCUGCGGUGACUUCACUCCAGAAUUCCCCUUCGCAUCUCUGACAGCGGCCGUGAACGACGAGGUGCCAGACCGAGAGAAAAACAAAAGAAGUGAGCUGGUGUCUGACAUACCGUGGGAUUUAACGUCACCAGAAGCGUUUCAUCUCGUUUUUACAACCAAGGCAUUCGAGAAUGUCCCUGUAUCCAUCCCUCGAGGACCUGAAGGUCGACAAGGUCAUCAAGGCCCAGGCCCAGUUUGCCCAGACCACCACCCCGAUGCCAGCCAUCGCUGAGGGAACCUACCAGCCCCAGCCUGCCACCACUGGGAUGCCAUCAUCAAGUUUGUACCCUAAUCUGGAGGAGCUUGGAGAUUAUAUGGGUCUGAGCCUGAACAGUGAUGAAGUCCAGAGGAACCUUGCCUUGGUGCCUGUGGCUGACAAUCAGGUUGCGGUGCCCUCAGGGUUGGGUGUCACCGGCAUGGUGCGGCCAGUGACAGGGGCAGAUGUGGGCAUCAGGAGGGCAGAGAUCCGCCCAGGACUGCGGGAAGUCAUCCUCUGUAAGGACCAGGAUGGGAAGGUCGGACUCCGGCUCAGGGCCAUUGAUAAUGGAGUGUUUAUCCAGCUGGUGCAGGCUAACUCCCCUGCGGCCCUGGCUGGGCUGCGUUUCGGGGACCAGGUCCUUCAGAUCAAUGGGCAGAACUGUGCCGGCUGGAGCCUGGACAAGGCCCACAAGGCCCUGAAGACAGCCUCUGAGACCCGUAUCGAGAUGGUGGUACGGGACAGGCCAUUCCAGCGCACUGUCACCAUGCACAAAGACAGCUCAGGCCAUGUGGGCUUCAUCUACAAGUCUGGUAAAAUCACCUCGCUGGUCAAGGAUGGCUCUGCUGCCCGCAACGGCCUGCUGACCGACCAUUACAUCUGCGAGAUCAAUGGACAAAACGUUAUUGGACUCAAGGAUUCUCAAAUCAAGGACAUACUGACCACUUCUCCCACUACCAUGACCAUCACCAUCAUGCCCAAGUUCAUCUAUGAGCACAUGAUUAAAAGGAUGUCCAGCGGCCUCCUGCGGUCAGCCAUGGAUCACUCUGUCCCCGAGGUGUGAAGGCCCGCAGAACGAGCAGCGUCUCCGCCUCAGUCAGGAUGUCUACAAUCUACAGAGAGAUCUCUCUUUCUCUCUCUCUCUGUCUCUUUCUCUUUCUUAUCUUCUUCUCUCUAGCUGUCUCUCUUUCUCUCUCUUUCUGUCUUCAUACCAAACCUCCUCCUGCAUCACAAUCAUCAUCUUUGUCACCAUUGCCCAUCAUUAACAUAAUCAUAGGCUGCCUUUUUUUCUAUUUUUCCAUUAUCUGGGUUUGUUAUUGAGUAUACCCCAGUUCCUUUUCUACAUUUUCCUUGUGUCUGUUGCCUACUACUUUUUAUGUUAAUCUUGUAGUCUCAGUAUUAUAUACUUUUUUCUUGUUUUCUAUGUGACUUUGAGGACAGUACGUAACUUUUUUUUUUUUUUUUUUUUUUUUUAAAAAAGCCAUGCACGCUAUCAUGAGUCCAGAGCUUCCUCCUGUAUUGUGGAGAUGGAUCAUUUGCAAAUGACUUCUCACCCCUUGUGUCAUAAUGCUGUAAAGGCCAAUGAUCCCCAUGGUCAGUCAUCAAAUCCCUACCAUACAGAUUAUGGCUGCACUCUUAAUCCCUGCACUUGGCCCCCUUUGUGUGUACAUACAUAAUUUGAUGACACAAAGAGGAAUUAACACAUUUUAAAAAUGUUCUUUGACUUGAUUCUGGAUGGCAUCAUACAGUCAUUUUUAUUCUGGUAAUGAAAAAAAUUAGUUUCAGCAAAGGAAUUGCUUUUAGCAUUAUAUAUAUCAGAGGAAAUCAAUGUAACUUGUUGAUUUUUGGCAUCAAGAUGCAUUUUACAUUUGCCAUGAAUGCACUAAAUGUGCGUCUAAGAGCCAUUAAUUAAUAGGAUACCUGGAUUCUACAUUAAUUCUAGGUUCUUAGACCUGGCGAGGAUCAGAUAGCAGCCUCAGAUUUCUCCAAGAGGUGGCGAUGUAUCAUAGUACCACUCAGCUCAUACAUUUCCUGUCCAUACAGGCGAGUGUGGUGAUGGAAAGGACUGGUGUGAUGUAGUGUUUAGGCACUGGGAACAAUGUGUGCACAUUCCAGGGAGAAGUGUAGGGAAAAGGGCUGCAGCGGAUGUUUGUUGCCCUAUGCAGCUGGGACUCUGUGGCCCUGUCCACAAACGCUCCAUAUGCCUCCUGUUUCCUUCUGAAACUGAAAGGCACCACCAUGCAAAUGUAAUGCAGUAUGUGAUUAUGCCUCGGAAAGUUAAUUGAGAAGUCUUAAAUGGUUUUUGUGGCAGGUCUCGUGCUUUCUCGUUGGUUUUUAAGGGAAUCAUUGGCAAGUUCAGGUGAUUUUUGGACAGGGCCUGUGCUGGGCAAACCCACUAAGUGCACUUUCCAUUACCUUUAAGAGGUUGUCUUUCCUGUAUCCAUUUCAACAGUUGUGUUUUUUUUAUUAUUGGGUGUUUGUGGUGCCUCAUUAUUGAGAGAAAUCAUGAAAACAAAUGUGUACUUUAUAUGUCACUAAAGGAAAACUGCUCAUAUUUGAUGCUGACAGUAGUCCGCUCAAAUUGAAGGCAUUUACUUCCACAUCAAGGUUUAGCCAAUAAAUCUGCUCUCCUUUGCUAAGCGUCGUUAGAGGACAACCCUCUAUACUGUUCCUUCCUUGACUUAUGAGCACAGCGAGGGCUCAUAGUUAAUAAGUGAAUUUCCACUUAUGUUAUAUAAGUUGCUCCUUUUAAUGCUGAUCAUGUUUGGAUGCAUGUAUUCUGUUUUUUUUUUCUAGAAAUGUAAUCUGAUGAACAUCACAGUCAUUCUGUAAAAAUGCUAGAAGAAUCUAAAGUUUAUAUACGAAUGUAACCAAGAUAAUUAUUGUAAAACAAAUAAAUGGUCUUUCUGUUCACAUUA